Messenger RNA from Ipomoea triloba (trilobed morning glory), 567 nucleotides. RefSeq names its product acanthoscurrin-1-like. NCBI's taxonomy places the organism in Eukaryota, Viridiplantae, Streptophyta, Magnoliopsida, Solanales, Convolvulaceae. The transcript has a single exon. The coding region runs from base 1 to 567 and encodes 188 amino acids. The record is from RefSeq and is a predicted model, not a curated record.
AUGGCGACUAAACUUCUCCUUUUAAUCCUCGCCGGAGCCCUAAUUUGUGCCGCAAAUGCUAGUCCGGGCAGUGAGGGAUUAAUGGAGAAGAAAGGCAUUGAUGAGGAACAGAAAACUUUCUUCCACUUCAAAUACGGGUUUCCCCCCUACUUCGGGAGUGUAGGCGGAGGCGGUGGUGGCGGAGGGCCGGGUUUCACCGGAGGUAGUCUUGGCGGCGGCGGUUUGGGCGACGGCGGGUUUCCUACCCUAGACAUCGGCGGCGGUUCAUCGGGUUUCGAACCCGGAUCCGGGGGUGGGUUCAGGUCUAGCUUCGGAGGGUUUGGCGGACCCGGGUACGGGUCCGCCAGCGGAGGCUUUCCCGGCGGGUCAUCUGGGUUCGAAGCCGGAGUAGGUGGGACCGAAAUGGGGUCUAACUAUGGAGGGUUUCUUGGAGGCUCAUCAUCGCCGUUUGAUGCUAUAGGUGGAGGCCCCGCUGGCCCAUUUGGGACUAGGCUUGAUGCUGGCCAUGGCGGCGGCGCCGCCGGAAACAGUGUGCACCCCGCAGAAGUGAUCGGCGACGGCGUGUAG